AAUAUAAAAAGGAAGGGAGUUGAGAAUCGAAGGGAGGAAAUUGACCAACUUCCAACCGAAAACUACCUUCCAUUUCUGGUGAUUGAAGCUUUCUUGCAGCAUAAAAAAAUUUAGUUGAGAUGUCGAGUUUGGAGGAGCCCCUUGUUUUGGACAAAUUGCCAAGCCUAAGCACCAUCCAUCUUUCUCGAAGGUCCUCAUCCAAGCGUUGCAGCACCAGCGGAGAUCAGGAGACCGGUUUGGGAAACUGCUGGAUUGAAUGUGGAUCAUCCAAUAGCUAUGAGGAAGAGCUAAAAGAAUACAGGCAAGGAGCUUUCAGUUGGAGACAUCAUACAAGAGAGAAUGAUAUUGUGUGGGAAAGCAAAGGAAGGAACUUUGAAGUACAUGGAAACCGCUGUCGUUCACAACAUAUAGCAAACCUUCAGCAUAGCUCCUACUGCAAUGAUGCACGCCCAAGGGACAUAACAAAGAAGAUUUUUAAAGGCAUGCCGAAGUAUGUGAAGAUAGUGGAAGUUGGUCCAAGGGAUGGUUUACAGAAUGAGAAGAAUUUGGUAUCUACUUCAGUGAAGAUAGAAUUAAUUCAUAGGCUUCUUUCUGCUGGUUUAUCUGUUGUUGAGGCCACAAGCUUUGUUUCACCUAAAUGGGUGCCUCAGCUGGCAGAUGCAAAGGAAGUUGUUGAAGCAGUUAAAAACUUGGAAGCUGGAAGAUUGCCUGUAUUGACACCAAACUUAAAAGGUUUUGAAGCUGCUGUUGCAGCCGGAGCAAAGGAAAUAGCGGUUUUUGCUUCAGCUUCUGAGUCUUUUUCAAAGGCAAACAUUAAUUGCACUAUAGAACAAAGUCUUGCACGUUACCGUGAUGUUAUUCAUGCUUCAACAAAGCUCUCAAUACCUGUUCGUGGGUAUGUAUCAUGUGUGAUUGGGUGCCCAGUUGAAGGUUCAAUUAGUCCAUCAAAAGUUGCAUAUGUUGCGAAACAACUUUACGACAUGGGUUGUUGUGAAAUUUCGCUUGGUGAUACAACCGGAAUCGGUACACCAGGAACCGUAAUUCCUAUGCUUGAAGCAGUCAUGGAAGUUGUCCCCAUUGAAAAGCUUGCAGUUCACUUUCAUGACACUUAUGGCCAAUCUCUUCCCAACAUCUUAGUAUCCCUCCAAAUGGGAAUAAGUGUAGUUGAUGCAUCAGUAGCGGGAUUAGGAGGAUGCCCGUAUGCUAAGGGAGCUUCGGGGAAUGUUGCCACCGAAGAUGUGGUGUACAUGCUUAACGGGCUUGGUAUCAAAACCAACGUUGAUCUGCAAAAGCUCUUGCAAACAGGUGACUUCAUUUGCAAUUAUUUGGGCCGUCCAUCGGGAUCAAAGGUUGCUGUCGCCUCUAAAAUAUGAUGUUUCUACGACAUGUUGGGUAUUUAUUUCUAAUAUAUAUAUUGGAAUAAGUAGGAUUUCGAUAUGAAACCCAUAUAUAUAACAAGAUGCUUGUUUCUAGGUGUUAGAAUUAUCUAGAACCUCAUUAAAUUACUCUUUAAAAGAGUCAUUGAUAAGAGAAAGGGGUUUUUCAACAAUAUAUGAAAGAGAAAGUGUCCAAGUUU
Molecule: messenger RNA, 1576 nt
Organism: Cynara cardunculus var. scolymus (artichoke)
Lineage: Eukaryota; Viridiplantae; Streptophyta; Magnoliopsida; Asterales; Asteraceae
Product: hydroxymethylglutaryl-CoA lyase, mitochondrial-like
Exons: 9
Coding region: 120-1373 (417 amino acids)
Biological process (GO): L-leucine catabolic process; ketone body biosynthetic process
Cellular component (GO): mitochondrion
Molecular function (GO): hydroxymethylglutaryl-CoA lyase activity
Source: RefSeq, a predicted model, not a curated record